Cheilinus undulatus (humphead wrasse) is the source of this 3270-nucleotide messenger RNA. RefSeq names its product transmembrane and coiled-coil domains 4 (gene tmco4). The transcript is spliced from 14 exons. The record is from RefSeq and is a predicted model, not a curated record. The coding region runs from base 35 to 2062 and encodes 675 amino acids. Lineage: Eukaryota; Metazoa; Chordata; Actinopteri; Labriformes; Labridae.
CAACAAAAGUUCAGUAUGCAGAGUUGUGUCAUCAAUGGCAAUGGAGGAAAAACAGAGCAGUACGGGAACUAAUUAUACUCCAGAUCCAGGGGGAGCAGAGACAACACAAGAUGCCCAACGUGACCAAAGGCCAGAGGAAAUUAUCAGCAGACAGCUGAGUGAACAGGGCCGCUUUGCUUAUGCUGCACUCUGUGGAGUCUCUUUGGGCCAGUUGUUUGCUGGACCUGAAAACAGUGCUUUCAGGGAGGACUACCUGAAGGGUUUGGUGCAAUGGCUGGACCUGGACGAGUCAGUGAUGCCGGUCAUGGGAGCAUUCCUGUCUGGCCUCGGGUUUGAGGGCUCCGACACCUUCCUGUCCAUCCUGCAGGCUGAGCCUCUGCUGGCUGCUGGGGCGACCCCCAUCAUACAGGAUUUGGUGUCAUUUUCUGUCAAAGAUGGUCAGUACGAUGCCAGAGCAAGGGUCCUCAUCCGUCAUGUCAGCUGUCUGCUGCGAGUUCUUCCUCAGCAGCUGGAGGAGUUUGAGGAAACACUCGGAGAGAGGCUGAGAGAAAGAGGAGAGGAGAGCGAAGAGGAAUCGUCUCGACGGCAGAAGAGGGAACGGGGGCGAAAGUUACGACGAUACCUCCUGAUUGGAUUAGCUACUGUGGGCGGAGGAACCGUUAUUGGUGUGACAGGUGGGCUGGCAGCCCCGUUGGUGGCAGCAGGGGCUGGUGCUGUGAUUGGGGCUGGAGGGGCCGCUGCUCUGGGGUCAGCCACAGGCAUUGCAAUCAUGGCCUCCCUGUUUGGAGCAGCAGGAGCAGGAUUGACAGGUUAUAAAAUGAAUAAAUGUGUUGGGGAAAUUGAAGAAUUUCAGUUCCUGCCUCUCAGUUCUGGGAAACAUCUCCACCUGACCAUCGCAGUGACAGGUUGGCUCUGCAGUGGUAAAUACAGUUCCUUCCAGGCCCCGUGGUGCAGCCUGGGUGAGUGUGGGGAGCAGUACUGCCUGGUGUGGGAGUCUCGUUUCCUCAGAGAUCUGGGAUCAGCCCUGGCCUCUCUGCUGGACGGGCUGGUGAGCAUCGUGGCUCAGGAAGCGCUCAAGUACACCGUACUCUCAGGUAUUGUGGCAGCUCUGACGUGGCCUGCGUCUCUGCUAGCAGCAGCCAGCGUCAUCGAUCAUCCCUGGUGUGUUUGUCUGAACCGCUCAGCAGAGGUGGGGAAACACCUGGCUCAGGUUUUAAGAAGCAGACAGCAGGGGAAACGCCCUGUAAGUCUUAUUGGGUUUAGUCUUGGUGCCAGAGUUAUCUACUACUGUCUACAGGAGCUGGCCAAUGACCAAGGUAGUGAAGGAGUCGUGGAGGAUGUGGUCCUUCUAGGCGCCCCUGUAGACGGCUCUGAAAAAGCCUGGGAGAGAAUGACGAGAGUGGUGGCUGGAAAAAUAGUGAAUGGCUACUGCAGAGGAGACUGGCUCCUGGGGUUCCUGUAUCGAAGUUCGUCGGCACAAAUGUCGGUUGCUGGGUUGCAGCCAAUCAACAUCCAGGAUCGGCGUCUGAUCAAUGUGGAUCUUUCUUCUGUGGUGAACGGCCACCUGGACUACAUGCGUCAGAUGGACACCAUCCUGGUGGCGGUAGGAGUUCCCACUAAAGAAGUCCCAGGAGCAUCUUUUGCUCUUUCUCAGCCUGAAACAAUUUCAAAAGAGACUGUGGACGUCCCGGACCAAAGUCCUGAUGACAAACAAGUGACAGAGACCCAGAAACAGGCAGAGACUGAGGCGGUUAAGACUUGUGAAGAAGACAUCGAAAAUGCAAAAGAGGCAACAGAGACGGAGGAUGUAGGUGAUGGCUGGGACAUCCCUGAUAUUUCCGACCUUCUAGACUCAUUAAACGAUACAGAACCAGAGAGUCAAACCCAGUCUAGGAACAAUUUAACCUCUGAGGAGGCUGCCACAAAUGACAGCGCUGCCUCUGAUUUAAAUAGCCAGUGCGAUGCUGAAGAGGAUCCUGAGAAUGAACACAUAUCAUGGAGUUGGGAUGAUACACAAUGGACGACAGAACACACAUACAAACAAAGGCAGCCAGACUUGUAGGGAGCAUGUUACAGCACCAGCUGCUUCACUGUAAAAGCGCAUUUUCUCAAGUUUUGGGGGCUUUGUCAGAGAAAAUAAUCCACUCUCAGCACACUGACAUGCCAGAGAUAGAAAUGCACACAUAUGGCAGCCUCCGCUGAAAAGCCUCUGAAUUAACAGCUGACCAAUGGAUGUUUUUAGCUAAUUCAAUAACAUUUAGAAAUGUACAAACUGUAAAUAGUGUUAGUAAUUUAUUUAGAGCCUUACUGUGAGAUCUAAUAGCUCCAAAUAAUCAGAGAUGUUGGAUGAUGCUACAAAAGGUGACAUCUGCGUUCCUCUCACCCUUCUUGUUUGUGUCAGAUGUCUCUGUUGCUAUGGAUAUUAUCACAGUCAUUUAAUCUCUACAAGGCUGAGGAGGUAAUUCAGAGAAUUUGUCUUCUUUAAGAUCUUUAAUCCUCUCUGUUUUUGAUCUUUUAAAUGUGAAGUGCUGCUUAACAGAGUCAGCAGAGUUCAGUUACAGUUCAAACUGAAGAUGAGAGUUGUUAAAGUAUUAACUUUAGUGUUUUUUAAUAGUGUUUUUAUAAUGUUAAUUUCUGUGUCAUAACUGGAAAGAACCGCAUAAGUAAAUAUGUGUAAUCUGGAGACUGAUGGGUUUACCAGCAUAGGCUGUAUUAAAAAUGGAUGGUGAAUACGUGCCUAAAAUGAUGCCAAAAGAUUCAAAGCUCCCUCUUCUGACUGGUUGCAGUAUAGGUCAUGAACGCCACCUUUUCUAUGUUAACAGAUGGGUCAUGGGUCAAACUAUAGAACUAAAAUGCAUGUAUAUCGUUUUUAACCAGGUUAUGCUAUUACAGUUAUUAUCAUGCUAUUCUGAAUUCAAGUCAUCUUCCGUCCAAGAGGUUUUACAUAAAUUUGAUGUUAUAUAACAGCUUAAAAUCUUAAAAUGCAAUGAUUGACCACUCUUUUGAAGAAUGCCGCUCUCUUUACAUGUGAAAAUAAAUCUGCACUGCCUACAUACAUACUACAUUGGAGUCGAUAUUAAAAAAAAAAAUCAGUCCACAAGAGGUCACUGCUCACUCAGACCUCCACGACUCCUCUGUUGCUGCUCUGUCCAUCCUCCACCCAGUUGUAUUUACAUGUUUCUGUGCCUAGAUGAGCCAACACCAUAUAUAUGUUUGUAGUUUCUAACAACUCACAGUAUUUGGAGAUGAGAAAAUUAAAGUCAAAGUCUG